ACACGCCUCCUACCAAAAUCACAGCCCCGCGUGGAGCCCGAGCUCUCAUUCACAGCUUUCUAGAGAAAUCUGAGCCCGAACCUGCCAGCAUAGGGGAUCUCGCCCACCCAGUUCAGCAGCGCGGACACCUGCAGAAACACAUUCCCAAAGCAAGGCUGGGCGGCCGCGUGAAGUAAGCAAUGGCCUCAGUUUUGCUUCUCUUUCGGAUGGCCACCACCACAUAGGGCCUGGAUGUGAAAGAAGACCCCAUAUUUGUCUGUUCCAGCAGCAGUUUGGUAGUAAAACAACUGUCGAAUGGGCCACGGUUUCAGCAGACCAUCAGGUGAAUGGGACGAGUCUCUCUUCUUCCAAGAUACCAGAAAUUAAGCACUUGGAAAGGAGAUUUGGCCAAGAUGACCCAUUUACAGGCUGGACUCAGUCCAGAGACUAUAGAGAAAGCACGCCUGGAACUGAAUGAAAACCCAGACGUUUUACAUCAGGAUAUUCAGCAAGUCCGGGACAUGAUCAUCACCAGGCCUGACAUUGGAUUUUUACGUACAGAUGAUGCCUUCAUCCUGAGAUUUCUUCGAGCCAGGAAGUUUCACCAAGUGGAUGCCUUUAGACUCCUGGCCCAGUACUUCCAGUACCGCCAGCUAAACCUGGACAUGUUCAAAAACUUCAAGGCGGAUGAUCCUGGCAUUAAGAGGGCUCUGAUCGAUGGGUUCCCUGGGGUGCUGGAAAACCGUGACCACUACGGCAGGAAGAUUCUUCUGCUGUUUGCAGCCAAUUGGGAUCAGAGUAGGAACUCCUUCACAGACAUCCUCCGUGCCAUAUUGCUGUCAUUGGAAGUCCUUAUUGAAGACCCAGAGCUUCAGAUAAAUGGCUUCAUUUUAAUUAUAGACUGGAGUAAUUUUUCCUUCAAACAAGCCUCCAAACUGACACCUUCAAUACUUAAACUGGCCAUCGAAGGGCUGCAGGACAGCUUUCCUGCCCGCUUUGGAGGAGUCCACUUUGUCAACCAGCCCUGGUACAUUCAUGCCCUGUACACGCUUAUCAAGCCAUUCCUUAAAGAUAAGACCAGGAAACGGAUUUUCUUGCAUGGAAACAAUUUAAACAGCCUUCACCAGCUAAUACACCCUGAAUUUUUGCCCUCUGAAUUUGGAGGAACCCUUCCUCCCUAUGACAUGGGAACUUGGGCCCGGACGUUACUUGGUCCUGACUACAGUGAUGAAAAUGACUAUACUCACACCUCCUAUAAUGCAAUGCAUGUGAAACAUACGUCCUCCAAUCUGGAGAGAGAAUGCUCACCCAAGCCGAUGAAAAGAUCUCAGUCUGUGGUAGAAGCUGGGACCCUGAAACAUGAGGAGAAGGGAGAGAACGACAACACUCAGCCACUGCUGGCUCUGGACUGAACCCUGAGUCACCCCAACGCUCCUGCACACCGGCCUUCAGUGGUAUCAGCCACCCAGGAAGCACAUGUGCAACUGACCCACACAGACACGUGUGUUCCACUUGACACGAGAUCCUCCACACCUGAUCCCAGCAAUGACUGUCAUCAGCCAUCGGUCUGAGCAGCCAGAGUGGGACAAAGACUUGAGAGAUACUUUGUUUUUCAGUGAGGGGACUGGAGGAUGAUGCAAGGCAUUUAUGUAAAAAAGAUUCUCCCUCCCUCCAUAUUUAUGGUAUUAAAUGAACUGAAAAAAAUGAAAAACUAAAUUUGAUGCACCCACUGCAUUAGGACAAGGAUUUUUCUGAGGUCACACACAAGGACCCUCUUCAGUUUUUGAAAAUUAAGAUUAAAUACAUUUCCAAGUAAACACAUCAGAGUUAAACUGUGCAGACACAAUUGUCAAGUUUAAUGUAGUGCAAAGCCCUGAGACAAUAGUAUCUCCAGUAAUAUCCAUUCUUAUUGAAUUAUUUUCUUUGACCUCAUCACCAGCAUCAAAUUGUUCAGCCUAAGAGCAUGUUCUCAUAGGCCUGGCUAUUUGCAGAAUUUUCUUAUUUUGAUAUCCUGCAAAAAAUGAUUUUGACAUCACAUCUUGUGCGAGGCCAUCAGCUGACUAUCAUGACCUUAAAAGAAGACACAUGCAAUUUGAAAUAUGAUUAGGCCAUCUUAGCAACACGAGUUCCCACAGGCAGCCUGAGAACCCAUUAGUACAGUGUGUGUCUGCAGAGCAGAGACAUCUCACUGAAAACACAUGUCAGUGAAUAAUGACUCCAUUUAAGUUGCCUCACUUGGGUCACUACAGCAAAGGAAAGUGCCAUCGAACCUCUUAACACUCCCUGUCCACCCCACCCCCCUUGAAACUAUUACAGGUAUAGAGAAAGAGCAUUGCUGUUGGUGAGACAGUAAACACUCAAUCAUGGGGGAAGACCCAAAAGGAUGACUAGAUAUGCAAGUACUGCAAUAAGAGAAGACUAGAAAUGCAGGAUGAAAUGCCAAAGAUAAUUUUAUUUCUUUAUCUAUUCUCCUUAGAAAUGGAGUCCCCAACUAGGAAAUCAGAUAUAAAAUAAACAGAUAUCAAAGGAUAUGAUACCAUUAUUGGACCACGUUUCCCAAGACCAGUGCAUAUUUUUAGAUGUCUCUUAUUUACCCAGCCAUGUGCAUGACAUGGCCAUUUAUAAGUAUGACCAGUUGGUGCUCAAUGUCAAAUAAAAAAUAUUUUAGUUGAUAAUGGCCAGUAAAAUAUGACUUUACAUUUCAAGUAUUUGGGAGGGUUAAUUUGUUAGCUGAAUUAUUCAAAGGAAAGAGGUGAUUCAUCUGGCCGUAAUCACCCCCAAUACAUAUUAUUACUAGUCUUAACCAUUUAUUAUAUCUCUUUCUCAAUGGAUCUAAUGUUUUAAUUUUUUUUCCUACUGGUAGAGAAUAAUAAUAGAAGUAAUUUUUAUAUUAUACCCUUGGAGAAAUAAAGUUGAAACAGAAUUAAAAAUAUUUCUAAAAGAAUUGCAUCUCAGUAUAAAUAAAACCAAUUCAUUUUGUGUAGGCAUUUCAAAUCACAAAAUAAUAACACUGAAAUAAUUCUGCCAAUGCAGUGACUGAAACACUUUUCUUAUGGACUAAGACAUAGGUAAGAGAAAUGAAAAAUUAAAGAGAACUAGAAAAUCCAUUUUAUUGCUUGGGUUUAUAAAAUAGUUGUGGGAUCCAAGUAUUUACAAAUGCUAUUGGAGUCAAUUAUUGCCAACACUUUGCAACAGUAAUAAUAACUUCUAGCUUUCCAAUUGGCAAUAUUUAGAAUCCUACUGUAGUGGCCCGAUUUUAAAUACCAUAUUAUAUUUACUAAGAGCUAGUUUUUACUGUAUUCCAUAAUUUCAUUACAUGAAUGUAAGAUGAUGGUUCAACAAUGACAACUUAUAGUAUGAAUUUCUUUAUGUAUAUGCAAUAUACAUAUAAGAACCAAAUUCAGUAAGUGACACAAAUGUUCCUACAUGAGCAUUGAAUUGUAUUGCCCUCUGUCAGUCAUUUUCUCUGUUCAAUAAAUACUGAAGGACAUAAUAACUUUUU
This is a messenger RNA of Propithecus coquereli (Coquerel's sifaka), 3481 nucleotides long. RefSeq names its product clavesin 1 (gene CLVS1). Gene Ontology annotation, cellular component: membrane. Bases 327 to 1391 code for a protein of 354 amino acids. Lineage: Eukaryota; Metazoa; Chordata; Mammalia; Primates; Indriidae. The transcript has 6 exons. Gene Ontology annotation, molecular function: phosphatidylinositol bisphosphate binding. The record is from RefSeq and is a predicted model, not a curated record.